Molecule: messenger RNA, 2284 nt
Organism: Dunckerocampus dactyliophorus (ringed pipefish)
Lineage: Eukaryota; Metazoa; Chordata; Actinopteri; Syngnathiformes; Syngnathidae
Gene: roraa
Product: RAR-related orphan receptor A, paralog a
Exons: 11
Coding region: 228-1787 (519 amino acids)
Biological process (GO): regulation of transcription by RNA polymerase II
Cellular component (GO): nucleus
Molecular function (GO): RNA polymerase II cis-regulatory region sequence-specific DNA binding; zinc ion binding; nuclear receptor activity
Source: RefSeq, a predicted model, not a curated record
UAUUGACAACCUCUCCCUCCUUUUUUUAGAGUUUGCAUGAGUGAAGCGCUCACGAGCGCUGCCAGUGGACAAUCAGACCAGCACACCCACCUUCCACACUCACUCGCAUAUCUCAUUUUCUUACUCCAAAUUACGUCGCCGAGGCUUGUUGGCGCGGAAAAAACACCGGAGAGAAAUUAGUUUGAAGUGCACGCCGCAGUGAAGCAGCGAAUCAGCCACAAUCCAACAUGGAGUCCCCGCCUGAUCCAGCGAGCGACCCGGGCAACAGCGCUUCGGAGCCGGCUACCCCGGUCAGGGAAACCCCGGUAAGCCUGGAGACGCUCCGGAAAGCGGACCAACCAGCCCCGGUUCGAAGGCAGACCUGUUCGAGCACCAACAGAGGUAUCUCAGUAACAAAGAAAACACACACCUCUCAAAUCGAAAUAAUUCCCUGCAAGAUCUGUGGAGACAAAUCAUCAGGCAUCCACUACGGUGUGAUAACAUGUGAAGGCUGUAAGGGCUUCUUCAGGAGGAGUCAGCAGAGCAAUGCGGCCUACUCGUGCCCCCGCCAGAAGAACUGCCUGAUCGACCGCACCAGUCGCAACCGCUGCCAGCACUGCCGGCUGCAGAAGUGCCUGGCAGUGGGCAUGUCACGGGAUGCGGUCAAGUUUGGCCGCAUGUCCAAGAAGCAGCGAGACAGCCUCUACGCUGAGGUCCAGAAGCACCGGCUCCAGCAGCAGCAGCGGGACCAUCAACAGCAGCCUGGAGAGGCGGAGCCGCUCACACCGAGCUAUGGCCUCACGGCCAAUGGCCUCACAGAGCUCCACGACGACCUCAGCGGCUAUAUGGACGGCCACACCCCCGACGGCACCAAACCCGACUCAGCCGUCAGCAGCUUCUACCUGGACAUCCAGCCCUCCCCGGACCAGUCCGGCCUGGACAUCAACGGCAUCAAGCCCGAGCCCAUUUGCGACUUUGCCCCCGGCUCGGGCUUCUUCCCUUACUGCUCCUUCACCAACGGAGAAACUUCCCCCACCGUGUCCAUGGCAGAACUAGAGCACUUGGCCCAAAAUAUCUCCAAAUCACACAUGGAGACAUGUCAGUACCUGAGAGAGGAGCUGCAGCAAAUGACCUGGCAGGCCUUCCUGCAGGAGGAGGUGGAGAGCUACCAGAGCAAGCCGCGGGAAGUCAUGUGGCAGCUGUGCGCUAUCAAAAUAACAGAGGCCAUUCAGUAUGUGGUGGAGUUCGCCAAGCGCAUCGAUGGCUUCAUGGAGCUGUGUCAGAAUGAUCAGAUAGUGUUGCUGAAAGCAGGCUCUUUGGAAGUUGUGUUUGUCAGAAUGUGUCGUGCCUUUGACUCACAAAACAACACGGUCUAUUUUGAUGGAAAGUACGCCGGGCCGGAUGUGUUCAAGUCAUUAGGCUGUGACGACUUGAUCAGCUCCGUCUUCGAGUUUGGGAAAAACUUGUGUUCUAUGCACCUGUCUGAGGAUGAGAUCGCCCUGUUCUCCGCCUUUGUGUUGAUGUCUGCUGAUCGGUCCUGGCUUCAGGAGAAAGUGAAGGUGGAGAAACUCCAGCAGAAGAUCCAGUUGGCUCUCCAGCACGUCCUGCAGAAGAACCACAGAGAGGAUGGUAUCCUUACAAAGUUGAUAUGCAAAGUGUCGACACUGCGGGCGCUGUGUAGUAGGCAUACAGAAAAGCUGACGGCUUUCAAAGCAAUAUACCCAGACAUUGUGCGUGCCCACUUCCCCCCCUUAUAUAAGGAGCUGUUUGGAUCAGACUUUGAGCAGUCCAUGCCCGUUGACGGGUAGCAGCCCCGCCAGGCGCCACGGCGCCCACCGUAUGGGGAAUGUGGAGGAGGAAUCUGAGACACUUUAUAUUGGUGCCCUGCACGGACCAGAUGGGACAAGAUGGCACGCUGCUCAACAUCUUCUUUUACAUGGAAGAGUCGGGCCGAGGGAGUUGAUUCUCAUGGUUUACUUUUGUGGUUCUCUUUGGAAGACUGAGGGAGGGAGCCAACACACCCACUGAGAUGAGGACAAGCAAUUUUGGCCCAGCUGAACUUGACCAUCUUUUGGGCAUUUCUUCAACAAAACUAAUGCUAGAUGUCAAUCACAUGCUCAUUCACUGAUGGACUUAUUGACUUAAAAUUGUACAAACGAUUCAUUUUGGCGUUCACAUGUUCCAUUGGAGCAUCCAUACUUGUGUUAACUUUGAAAAAACUGCAAUAAUUCUCUUCAUUUAAAGCAGUUGCACACAUUCAAACAUGAAAUGCUCACAUGUUGGUCACGUUCAGCUGUUUUUUUUU